This is a messenger RNA of Aphanomyces astaci, 216 nucleotides long. RefSeq lists its product as hypothetical. The annotation marks the transcript as partial. NCBI's taxonomy places the organism in Eukaryota, Oomycota, Saprolegniomycetes, Saprolegniales, Verrucalvaceae. The record is from RefSeq and is a predicted model, not a curated record. Gene Ontology annotation, molecular function: protein binding. The transcript has 3 exons.
AUGGACAUCUUACUGACUCUUUUAGACGGCAUUGAUGAUAUCAAUCGCGUUGGCAGUAAUGGCGAAACGGCGCUGUUGACAGCUGCCAAGGGAGGCGUGCUAGACGCACUUGGCACGGCACCCCUUUCGAUCGCGUGUGAAGACGGUCAUUUGGAAAUGGUGCGGCUCUUGCUCGAUUACAACAACAGCGCUAAAGCCAUCAAUACUCAGGAAACG